UAUAAAUAACGUGACGCAGGUACUUCUGUAUGCACAGCUGUUAAAGUGGACGAUCGGCGCUUAUCAGCAAGAGAACUAUAGAGGAAUCAUGCCUUCAGUUCCAUCCAACAAAGAGAACGACAGCCCUGCCUGCCCUUUUGAUGACAAGAAGACCGCUGGCAGGAAUGGUGUUGAGAAGUUGGUUUCAGAUAAUGUAGACAGACCCCUGCAGCUGAAUAGAGAAACUGGGGCCACUGACCCAAAAUGGAUUCGUCCUGACCUGCCAAGCAGAUGUACCUGGAAACCAGGAAUGUCUCUUGAAAAUUCCCCUCACAAACCCUUCCCCAGCCAUUGCAGGACAAAAGCUGAGAAGAUUUUGCCCAACAUCCUGGACAGGAUUGGAGACACACCACUGGUCCGCAUAAACAAGAUCUCGAAGACUUUUGGACUAAAGUGUGAACUUUUGGUCAAGUGUGAGUUCUUUAAUGCUGGUGGUAGUGUGAAGGACCGUAUCAGUCUGCGUAUGGUGGAGGACGCAGAAAGGGAAGGCAUCCUCAAACCUGGAGACACCAUUAUAGAGCCCACCUCUGGAAAUACAGGUAUUGGUCUUGCAUUGGCUGCAGCAGUGAAGGGUUAUCGCUGCAUAAUUGUUAUGCCUGAGAAAAUGAGCAUGGAAAAGGUUGAUGUCUUGAGAGCUUUGGGUGCUGAGAUUGUCCGAACUCCCACCAGUGCACGGUUUGACUCCCCUGAGUCCCAUGUGGGUGUGGCUUGGCGCUUGAAGAAUGAGAUUCCUAACUCGCACAUCCUGGACCAGUACCGCAAUCCCAGCAACCCCCUGGCUCAUUAUGACACCACUGCUGAGGAGAUUCUGGAGCAGUGUGAUGGUAAAGUGGAUAUGCUGGUGGCAGGAGCUGGCACAGGUGGCACUAUUACCGGCGUUGCUCGCAAACUUAAGGAGAAAUGCCCAAAUAUUAAGAUUGUUGCGGUGGACCCAGAGGGCUCGAUCCUCGCUGAGCCUGAUGAGCUGAACCGGACUGAUAAAACCCAGUAUGAGGUGGAGGGCAUCGGAUAUGACUUUAUACCCACCGUCCUGGAUAGAUCUUUGGUUGACAGCUGGUACAAAUCCAACGAUGAGGAAUCUUUUGCCAUUGCCCGAAUGCUUAUAAGAGAUGAAGGGCUGUUGUGUGGUGGGAGCUCGGGCACUGCCAUGGCGGCUGCAGUAAAGUUUGCUAAAGAGCUGAAGGAGGGACAGCGCUGUGUCGUGAUUCUGCCAGACUCUAUUCGCAACUACAUGUCCAAGUUCUUGAGUGAUAAGUGGAUGUUCCAGAAGGGCUUUCUGAGGGUGGAAGAUAUCAUGGUGAAUAAACCCUGGUGGUGGAAUCUGAAAUUACAGAGUCUAAACCUUUCUGCUCCACUAACUGUGCUGCCCACAGUCACAUGCCAAAAAACCAUCAAAAUCUUGAAAGAAAAGGGCUUUGACCAGGCACCUGUCGUAGAUGAAGCUGGGUUGAUUCUGGGAAUGGUGACCCUGGGAAACAUGCUUGCCUCUGUACUUGCAGGAAAGGUCAAGCCCUCUGACCCUGUCAUCAAAGUGCUCUAUAAACAGUUCAAGCGGAUUCGUCUGACUGACAAUCUGGGAAAGCUGUCUCGGAUCUUGGAAACAGAUCAUUUUGCCCUGGUGGUCCAUGAGCAGAUACAGUAUCUGACAGAUGGAUCUUCCACUCAAAAGCAAAUGGUGUUUGGAGUGGUGACAGCCAUUGAUCUCCUCAACUUUGUGACGGCUCGAGAGAAAAGAGAGAGAUCUGUGUCAGAAUCAACAGAUGAAUACUGAAGGCAUUAGAGCACUUCCUGUCCUAAUCUGAAUGUGAUGCACUACAAAGAAUCAUAAUGUUAAAGCUAUAGAUGUCAUUAUAGUUAUUGCACCUAAAUUUGGGCAGUAGGAUUGGGUGGCAUUGCUUCUUAAUAUUAUAUUUCUUGCUUAUCUUUUUUAUAGCCAAUAAUUAUGUAAACGUUUACAAAUGUUGUUAACAAUUAUUAACAAAUCUUAAAGGGAUAGUUCACCCCAAAAUGAAAAUUCUGUCAUCAUUUACU
Molecule: messenger RNA, 2070 nt
Organism: Sinocyclocheilus anshuiensis
Lineage: Eukaryota; Metazoa; Chordata; Actinopteri; Cypriniformes; Cyprinidae
Product: cystathionine beta-synthase-like
Exons: 15
Coding region: 89-1810 (573 amino acids)
Cellular component (GO): cytoplasm
Molecular function (GO): cystathionine beta-synthase activity
Source: RefSeq, a predicted model, not a curated record